Caenorhabditis briggsae is the source of this 2364-nucleotide messenger RNA. RefSeq names its product Protein CBR-NTL-4 (gene Cbr-ntl-4). The record is from RefSeq and is a predicted model, not a curated record. The transcript has 12 exons. The coding region runs from base 1 to 2364 and encodes 787 amino acids. Lineage: Eukaryota; Metazoa; Nematoda; Chromadorea; Rhabditida; Rhabditidae. Gene Ontology annotation, molecular function: RNA binding; ubiquitin-protein transferase activity. Gene Ontology annotation, cellular component: CCR4-NOT complex. Gene Ontology annotation, biological process: protein ubiquitination.
AUGUCAACCUGCAGCGAUGAAAUGUCCGAUAAGGAAUGUCCCUUGUGCAUGGAAACCCUCGAACUAGACGACAUCAAUUUUUAUCCAUGCAAAUGUGAAUAUCAAAUUUGCCGAUUUUGCUGGCAUCGCAUACGAACUGACGAAAAUGGAUUGUGUCCGGCUUGUCGUCAGCCAUACCCUGAGGACCCCGUCAAUUUCAAGCCUAUGACGAGCGACGAUGUGCGGAAGCAUAAAGACGAGCAAAGGCAGAAAAAGCAAGCAGAGAAGACGAAAUUAUCUGACGCUCGGCAGCAUCUCUGCAAUUACCGCGUUCUCCAGAAAAACCUUGUCUACGUUGUGGGGUUGUCGCCUCGUGUUUCAGAUCCGGAAAUUCUGAAAAAGAACGAAUAUUUUGGACGCUAUGGUAAAAUCCAAAAAAUAGUGACGAGUGAGAAAGCGUCGCUCCCGGCACCGCAUCUUCCGCCUAGUCAUACAGCAUACGUGACGUAUAAACGAGUCGACGAUGCUCUUCGAGCUAUUAUAGGUGUACACAACUCAAUGCUGGACGGUAGGUUAGUGAAGGCGUCACUUGGGACGACAAAAUACUGUUCUUCAUUUCUGACUAGUCGGAAGUGUUUCAAACCGGUUGGUGAAUGUAUGUAUUUACACGAGAAUGCUGAACCUGAAAUAAGUUUUACAAAGGAAGACAUGCACUUGGGAAAACACACAGAAUAUGAGAAACGGUUAAUUGAUGCGCUGAGCAGCAAAGCACCACCACCACAAUCAUCACUUGCAUCACAAUUAGACAAGAUUCUCGCUCCAGCAGUAAAUACACAUUCAUCUCCAGUCAGACGGCCUCAUUCAGAAAUUCCCAGUGCAGACGUUGAACGAACAGGUUCAGCGACACAUAACAGCACAGAGGAACUCGAUGACGAUCGGGACUCAACGAAUACAAGCAAUUCUAUCGACGAUCCAGCUCCUUCAAAUCCAGCAGAUGAAACUAUCAGCAAUAAACGAAGUAAUGCAACAGCCAGAGAACGACAAUGGUCGGAACGAGACGAAGCUUCAGUCGCACCUAGUAACACACCUCCUACAGAUCCAGAAGGAAAUGAAAAUGAAUUUGAAGAAGAUAUUAAUAGGGGUGACGUCAACGAUUUAAUUUCUCGAUUGGAUGUAAAUGAGGACCGGCUGGACCGGACAUCGUUAUCAGAACACGAUUAUUUACACUCUGGAAUUCCUGCACCUGCAGUACACCAAGAAGCACCCGCACCACUUAUGCAAUGGGGAGCAUUAUUGGGUUUCUCUUCAGCAGAUACCGCUAUUGAUCCGCCUUCUCUGUUCCCGACGUUCAACGUGGAAUCUUUCAACUCGCAAUCAUUAUUUGGCACACAAACCUCAAACACAAACACAAAUACAAACUCGUUCAGAAGGGAACCUAGUCCUCCGCCAGGACUUGGUAAAUUCAGUUCAGAUGAUGAUCUUGGUUUCGACCCAUUCACUGAAUCAUCGAAGGGCUUGACUGCAUUGCUACGAGAAGAGCAGGAACAGGUCCCACCGCGACAUCAACCAGGAAACACAAAUGACUUGUUGAGACAAUUGUUCGGUCAGUUGCCGGAGCAGCGUCAACCAACCCAACAGUUCCAACAGAAUUAUCACCAACAACAGCAACACCAUCACCAGCAGCAGCAACAACAACAGAACCAUCACCACCAUUCCAUGCAGCAACAUCAAGAGAAUUCGUUACUGCAUCAAUUGCAUGCACAACAGCAACAUCAGCAGCAGCAGAUGGCAGCAGAUAUGCACAGACAACAGGACUUGUUGUACAGUAGAAUGCAGCAACAACAUCAGCAGAGACAGUACGACCAGAGUCUGAAUUUCUCCAGUCCGUUUGGAAACAUGCAACAUCAUUCCUCACAGCAGCAACAACAACAGCCUCAGUCAGCUAACCUUCUGCACGAGCUGUUCAAUCAGCAGCAACAUCACCAACAACAGCAGCAGCAGCAACAGCAGGCACAACAACAGCAGAUGUAUGCAGGACUCAAUUCCUAUAUGUACAAUGAUAUGAUGCGUCCGCGUGUGCCAUUUGGAAUGGCUCCACCACCAGGUCUCGGAGCUCCCAGUACGAACAGACCACAGAUGCAGCAGCAGCCACAACAAUCACACAUUUCUCAGCAACAGAGUAUGGGAUUGUUUGGAAUGGGAAAUAACAUGAUGCCUGAUCAAUCAUCACAACAAGGCCGAGAAGCACAAGACGCUUUCAAGGCAUUGCUACCAAAUGUGAAUGUCAGAUUUAUGGACGAAAGUCGUUGGUCGCAAGAGAACAGUCUGCGAUCGUCUACUGUUGUCCCUCCACCUCCAGGUUUCUCUUCGGUGAUGAAUCGUUAA